This is a messenger RNA of Passer domesticus (house sparrow), 1718 nucleotides long. RefSeq names its product transmembrane protein 129, E3 ubiquitin ligase (gene TMEM129). The transcript has 4 exons. Gene Ontology annotation, molecular function: ubiquitin protein ligase activity. NCBI's taxonomy places the organism in Eukaryota, Metazoa, Chordata, Aves, Passeriformes, Passeridae. The record is from RefSeq and is a predicted model, not a curated record. Gene Ontology annotation, biological process: protein ubiquitination. The coding region runs from base 240 to 1328 and encodes 362 amino acids. Gene Ontology annotation, cellular component: endoplasmic reticulum; membrane.
GGCGGCUCCCGCCCCGCCGGCCCGCGCCGCGCAUCCGGGGGCGCGGCGGGAACUGCCGCUGGAGCGGGGGGAAACUGCCGCUGGAGCAUCCGGGGCUGCCGGGGAGCCGCCGCUGGAGCAUCCGGGGCUGCCGGGGAGGCACCGCUGGAGCGGCGGGAAGCACCGCUCCCCGCUGGAGCAGCCGGCGCUGCGGCGGGCGCUACCGCUCCCGGGGACCCCGGCGCCCCGCGGGGCGCAGCAUGGAGAGCCCCGCGGUGACCUUCACGCUGGCCUACCUGGUGUUCGCCGUGUGCUUCGUGUUCCCGCCCGACGAGGUGCGCUCGGCGGGGCUGACGGUGCAGAGCCUGCUGUCCGCCUGGCUGGGCAGCGAGGACGCGGCCUUCGUGCAGUACCACCUGCGGCGCAGCACCGGCACGCUGCUGGCGCACUCCCUGCUGCCCCUCGGUUAUUACCUUGGUAUGUGCUUUGCUGCACCUGAAAAACAUCUUUGUUUUUUCUACCUGGCUUCAAAAGAGUGGAAAACUUUCUUCUUCUUCGCCGUUCUCCUCCCAGCAGUCACCAGUGCCCUGGCAUAUUACUGGUCACGGAAAGGCUGGAAUAAUCAUCCGCUAGCCCGGACACUCGCUGUUCACGCCCUGCCACAGUCAGGCUGGAGGGCAGUAGCUUCUUCCAUCAACACAGAAUUUAGGAGAAUCGACAAAUUCGCUACCGGAGCGCCAGGGGCGAGGGUGAUCGUGACGGACACGUGGGUGAUUAAAGUGACCACCUACUGUUUACAUGUUGCCCAGCAGCAGGACAUUCACCUGACGGUGACAGACUCCAGACAGCACGAGCUCACCCCAGACUCCAACGUGCCUGUGCAGUUCCUCACCAUCCGCGUGGCCAGCGUUAAUCCCUACGUCAAGGCAUUCGAUAUCCGGUUGAACUCCACAGAGUAUGGGGAGCUCCGGGAGAAGCUCCGUGCUCCUAUCAGCAAUGCAGCUAAUGUUGUGAUCCAUCAAAGCCUUAGUGAUUUAUUUUUAGAAACUUUUACAUCUCUGGUGGAAAUCAACCAGACAUACCAAGUUCCAAGCACUCAGGAGCUGGAGCCAUGCAUAGGGUGUAUGCAGACUAUUGCCAACAUCAAGCUCAUCAAGAACUGCCAGGAGCCCAACGAGGGGGAAUGCCAGCAGUGCUACUGCCGGCCCAUGUGGUGCCUCACCUGCAUGGGCAAGUGGUUUGCCAGCAGACAGGACCAGCAGCACCCAGAGACCUGGCUGUCGAGCCAAGUGCCUUGCCCGACUUGCCGAGCCAAAUUUUGCAUUCUAGAUGUUUGCCUAAUACGAUGAGUAGUAACUUGGGUAUGUUUUAACUUUUUGAAUUUGGCUGUGUUUCGUAGUGGGUUUGGUUUAAGGCCUGCUAGGUUUGUUUCUGAGACUUCAUGUUCUAUCAGAGUACAGACUCUAAAGGUUUCUUUUACAGUGUUGAAAACAGAUGUAAAUCUUUUCAGUUCCUUUACACUUUUACCUUAUCUGUGGAUUUUACUCACCUGAUGUUAGCUUCUGGAUUUUAAUUUUGUUUAAACCCCUGUUUUCCUUUCUUACAUUUUGGAUGGGAUAAGGUUAUCCUUCUAUAUUUGCAGUACUAUUGUUUUUUCAGGUUUUAACAUAGGUUAAAUUCUUUAUAUUUUUAAAUUUAACUUGGGUUUUGAUUCUUUAAUAAAGGGCUAACUGAGAAAA